Molecule: messenger RNA, 1443 nt
Organism: Caenorhabditis bovis
Lineage: Eukaryota; Metazoa; Nematoda; Chromadorea; Rhabditida; Rhabditidae
Source: the annotation of a GenBank genome assembly
AUGCUUGCCAACGGGCUGCUUACCUACGCCACCACACCGCCGAUGCUGAUCGCGUCGAGACCCGUCGAGAUGCCGCUCUCGAUUCUCCUCGGACCACCCAACCUUGGGAGUGUGAACUCGUCGCCAUCGAGCCUCGCUUCUCCACCACCACCACCACCGCCGCCACCAUCGCAAUCCCGUGCGAUGUUCUCGCCGUCGGCGUCAUCGGCGUUUCGGCCGAUCGCGCCGCGCCAACGUGCCGUCAAUCCCGUCGACGAGUUCUACAAAUCCACAAUUCAAUCGCUCGUCGUCUCCACUUCCGAUGAUCAGUUCAGCGAAUCGUGGACUUCCGAAGGUGAGCACAGCGGCAAAGACGAGAACUGCUCGACGUCGAACAACAACGGCACACUUUUGUGCCAAGUGUGCUCGGAUCGCGCCAGCGGAUUCCACUACGGUGUGUUCGCGUGCGAAGGCUGCAAGGGCUUCUUUCGACGCUCAAUUCAGCAAAAAAUCAGCUAUCGCGCGUGCGCCAAGACCGAAGAAUGCCUGAUACUGCGAAACAAUCGCAAUCGAUGCCAACACUGUCGCCUGAAGAAGUGUCUCGCCGUCGGAAUGUCGAGAGAUGCUGUCCGAUUCGGACGGGUCCCGAAGCGCGAAAAGGCGCGAAUGUUCGAGGAGAUGCAAAAAACGAAUGUGCAAUCGCAGCGGGACCAAAUCGCCGUCCAAUACGAGAACAUCAACGAGACGGUCGCCAAGGUCAAUCAAGCGUUCGGCAAUCUUCAAGCCACGAUCGAGAAGUGCUCGCUGUUGACGAUCGGCGAGCCGUGCCCGAUUUCGACCAGCUUUCUCAUCAUCCCGCUGAAGGCGGCCAUCGAUUUCGCCAACACCGUGCCGGCGUUCCUCUCGAUUCCGCAAAAUCAACGCAUUUAUUUGUUACAGAACAGCGUGUUCGACGUGAUGCUCAUCUGCUCGUCGUGCAAUCCGGCGUUCAACGCGCCCGACUCGUCGCCGCUCGUCGCCGCCGCGUUCGCCUCGAUCAUCGCCCGCGUGCGCCAAAUGAGCCCGUCGGCGAUCCCGUGGCUCAUCGCGAUCGCCAUCUGCCAAUCGGACUACAUCGAUGAGAGCUCGCUGAGCAGCCUGCUCGCCGAACGCCUAUGGCACGUGUUGGCGCGCGUCGGCGGCGCCGCCUCGCUCGCCGCCGCCCCACACCUCCUCGCCGACAUUCGCUCGUUGCGCCAAUGGCACAAUGAGAAGGUCUAUCCAUCGGCGACGUCGUCGUCGGAGCCGACGCCGUUCGUGCCGCCGUCGAUCGUCACACCGCCGCCGUCGAGCAGCCACAAAUCGUCGUUCAUCGAACGCCAUCAAUCGAUCGCCAAUCUACUCGAGCGACCCGUCGCCGAUCGUCCGCUCAAUUUGUGCGUUCGCGAUUCUAGUGCAUCGUCGGCCGCCGGCUCGCCAAUAUGA